This is a messenger RNA of Hemiscyllium ocellatum (epaulette shark), 3853 nucleotides long. Its product is annotated as zinc finger protein 239-like. Gene Ontology annotation, molecular function: DNA-binding transcription factor activity; RNA polymerase II cis-regulatory region sequence-specific DNA binding. NCBI's taxonomy places the organism in Eukaryota, Metazoa, Chordata, Chondrichthyes, Orectolobiformes, Hemiscylliidae. The transcript is spliced from 2 exons. Gene Ontology annotation, biological process: regulation of transcription by RNA polymerase II. Bases 501 to 1682 code for a protein of 393 amino acids. The record is from RefSeq and is a predicted model, not a curated record.
UUGUCAGUUUCCGAAUGAAUCUCUCUCCUCUAGGCAAAUCCUCUAUCUGGGAGGCAGAGAGAAGGGGACAAUCUCUUCACUUGUAGCAACUGAACUGAGAGUGUUUGAAGAUCUAAAGGUGGAUGCUUCAAAAUGAACAGAUGAAAGGCUUAUGCCUGAUUCCCCUCCUCUGUGGAUGCUGCCUGAACUGCUGUGCUUUUCCAGCAACGCACUUUUCAACUCUGAGUGUCCAACGUCUGCAGUUCCCACUUUCACUUCAAUGUCUGCGAGUCACUCAAAUCCAUCGGGACUGCAAUGAUUUUAGACUAUGAUCCUGUGAGAUGGAGCAAAGUAUUGUGGUUCCUGUUUCAGUACGUUUUCAGCAUCAGUGGGACUGGGUGAGAGAGCUCAGUGCUGCAGCACACUGAGUGUGGAACCUGAAACAUUUAUACAGCCUGGAAAGAGGGGUUCACUGUGGCAACGGGCUGUACACGCGUUUGUGUACAGCUGAAGCUUCAGACAUGGAGAAACCUGAGGAAUCCCGGCCCAUGGGGAAACCAUGGAAGUGUGGCGACUGCGGGAAAGGCUUUCGUGUCCCAUCUGCCCUGGAAAGUCAUCGACGCAGUCACACCGGGGAGAGGCCGUUCUCCUGCCCGGAGUGUGGGAAGGGCUUUACACAUGCAUCCACCCUCUGGACCCACCGACGGGUCCACAACGGAGAAAGGCCAUUCUCUUGCCCUGAGUGUGGGAAGGGAUUUACCCGCUCCUCCCAUCUGCUGCCCCACUGGCGGGUCCACACCGGCGAGAGGCCCUUCACCUGCCCCGAAUGCGGGAAGGCUUUCACCGAUUCCUCCGCCCUGCUGAAGCAUCAGCGGGUCCACACCGGGGAGAGGCCAUUCUCCUGCCCCAAGUGCGGGAAGGACUUUACCCGCUACUCCAACCUGAUGAGGCACCAGGAGCUCCACACCAGGGAGAGACCAUUCUCCUGCUCAGAGUGCGGUCAGAGCUUUAACCGCUCCUCCAGCCUGCUGGCCCACCAGUCAGUCCACUCCGGGGAGAAGCCAUUCAGCUGUCCCGAGUGCGGGAAGACCUUUAGCAAUUCCUCCGGCCUGCUGGCGCACCAGCGGGUCCACACAGGGGAGAGGCCAUUCACCUGCUCCGUGUGUGGGAAGGGAUUCAGUCAGCUGGGCAAUCUGCAGAGGCACGAGUGGGUCCACACAGGGGAGCGGCCCUUCAGGUGCCCUGAGUGCGGGAAGGGGUUCACUUGCUCAGCUAAGCUGAUGACCCAUCAGCGGGUUCAUACCGGGGAGAGGCCGUUCACCUGCUCUCAAUGCGGGAAGGGAUUCCUCGAUUCUUCCACCCUGCUGACCCACCAGCGGGUCCACACCGGAGAAAGGCCAUUCACCUGCUCCGUGUGCGGGAAGGGAUUCAGUCAGGUGGGGAACCUGCGGACACACCAGCGGGUCCACACCGGGGAGAGACCAUUCGCAUGCUCUCAGUGUGGGAAGGGAUUCCUUGAUUCUUCCACUCUGAAGACCCACCAGCGGGUCCACACCGGAGAAAGACCAUUCACCUGCUCCGUGUGCGGGAAAGGAUUCAGUCAGGUGGGCAACCUGCGGACGCACCAGCGGGUCCAUGCAGAGGCAAGGCCAUUCACCUGCCCAAAUGCAGAAAGGGAUUCAUCGAUUGUUCUGGCCUGCUGAUCCACCAGUGGGUCCACACCGAGGAGAGACCGUGCAGCUGCCCGAAUGCGGGAAGAAAUUCAUUGAUUCUUCCGGCCUGUGGAUGUACCAACAGGUCCACACCAGGGACAGUUCGCUCACCUGCUCUGGGCUUUAUCAACACCUCCCACCUACGAAGGCACCAGUGAUUUCAUGUGCCAUUGCAGGGGGAUUGAAGGAGCUACGGUCUCAUGCCAUUAUCAGCUGGACAAUCGACUCAGCUCUGGGGACUUCCAUGUUUGAAUCCUGCAGCGGAGGAUGGCAGAAUUGGAAUUUGGUCACAAAUCUGCAGUUCAGAAUCUAAUGAUGAAAACAAUUUUGGGGAAGAAAAAAGGUCUAAUUCACUCAUGCCCUUUUUAGGGAAGGAAACUGCCAUUGCAGAAUGGAUUCACUGUCAUCCCAGCUGCAUCCUUUGUCCAGUCUGGCCUACAUGUCACUCCAGACCCACUGCAGCGUGGUUGACUCUUGACUGCACCCUGCCUUCCCGCCACCACAAGAAAAUGAGGGAGGGGAGAAACUUACUUGGAUACAAUAUAUAGGUUGAAAUUGCUGAGCUGACCGAUAGUAAAGGAAGUGGGCUGGGGAAUAUGUGCACUUUGACCUUGACCUGUUUAAAAAGUAAAGCUACUUUUGUACACCUUUUGCUGGGGAGAUCUGAAGAAGUAACGAAGUUGGGUCAUAAUAAAGGUUACCUGAACUUCCCGCGGUACUCAGACAUUGAAAUCUCUGAGAUCUAACAGGUAUUUCUUUUAAAGCUGCUAAUUUCUUUUAGCCUCCAGUGCUGAGUUUCCAAUGGCAUGUAUCAGAAGGAGCAGCAAUUGGGUAGUUAGUAUCAUUAGAAAUUGUAAAUUUUUCAGGAGUGCACAUACUGCAUCGUUUCAUCAGCAUUGUAAAGUUUCCUGGCAGCACCAGGCUGUAUUCACUAGAAGUGAUAUGGAGGAACUUGUGUUGGAAUGGGGUGAUAAAGUUAAAAAUCACACAACACCAGGUUAUAGUCCAACAGGUUUACUUGGGAGCACUACCUUUCGGAGUGCUGCUCCUUCAUCGGGUAGCUGUGGAGAAGGAUCAUAAGACACAGAAUUUAUAGCAAAAGAUUAUAGUUUCAAGCAACUGAAAUGAUAUAUUGAACAAAUCUAGAUUGCCGUUAAGUCUUUCAUCUUUUAGAAUGGGGUGCAGGUUUCAGUUCAUUAAUAUGUAAUUCCCAGAAAUUCCUUUAAGUCACAUUCUCAAUAUAACUUAAGGUUUUAUUUUUUAAAAAAGUGACAUCUCAGCUCAGACAACGCUUUAAAGUUUUGACAGUGUGUUGCUGGAAAAGCAUAGCAGGUCAGGCAUCAUCCAAGGAGCAAGAGAAUUGGCGUUUUAGGCUGGAGCCCUUCAUCAGGAAUAAGGCUGGGAGCAUCAGGGAUGGAGAGAUAAAUGGGAGAGGGUGGAGCUGGGAGAAGGUAGCUGAGAGGACAUACAGGUCCUGGGCUGCUUCCAUCACCACUACCUCACCACCUGAUGCAUGGAGGAAGAACCCAUUAUCUUCCACCUCGGAACCCUUCAACCCCAGGACAUCAAUGUGGACUUCACCAGUUUCCUCAUUUCCCACCUCAGCCCAGUUCCAACCUUCCAGCUCAGUACCAUCGUCAUGACCUGUCAAUCUUCCUUCCCACCUAUCCGCUCCACUCCUCUCUGACGUAUUACCUUUACCCCUCCCCCCCCAAUCUCCAUCCACCUAUUGCACUCUCAGCCACCUUCUCCCCAGCUCCACCUCCUCCCAUUUAUCUCAACACCCCCUCGGCUCCCAGCUUCAUUCCUGAUGAAGGGCUUUUGCCCGAAACGUCAAUUUUCCGCUCCUUGGAUACUGCCUGUGCUUUUCCAGCAACACACUUUCAACUCUUAUCUCCAGCAUCUGCAGAACUCAUUGUCUCCUAAUGCAUUAAAGUUGUCAUGUUUGAGUAUGUCUGUAUCCCAAUCUUGAAUCAGACCGGUUCUACUUCCACUGUUGAAAUAUAUAAAAUAUUACAUAGAUUGACUGCCUGCAGAUGUUGUGCAUUUGAGCAAAGUAGAAUGUAUUGCAAAUACAACUCAAUAAAUGCAAAUUCACAACAUCAAAUUAUAUGUGUAUGUGCAUGCUUGGUAAAGUGUGUGCAUGUUGGAGUAUAAGACUG